AGUUCCCGUUUGGAACUUGUUCCUAGUCGGACGUUAUUAUUAAACGCACCGCAAGAUGGCUACCCUUCAUAAGUGGCAAUGGGGACUUUUCUUAGUUACCUAAGAAAGAAAGUAUUAAAAGAGAGAAUUAUAGUUUGAAAACAUGGGUUUAAUUAGACACGUGGUGUGCGCCAUGUCCGGAGGUGUUGACAGCUCUGUGGCUGCGUUGUUACUGAAGAGAAGAGGCUACAGUGUGACAGGAGUGUUUAUGAAGAACUGGGACCCUCUGGAUGAGAGAGGAGUGUGCACUGCAGAGACAGACUGUGAGGACGCCUACAGAGUGUGUCAGACUCUGGACAUCCCCUUCCACCAGGUGUCUUAUGUCAAAGAGUACUGGCAUGAGGUCUUCAGUAAACUAUUGAAGGAUUAUGAGAAGGGGAGGACACCCAACCCAGAUAUACUAUGCAACAAGCACAUCAAAUUCAACCAUUUCCACAAGUACGCUAUCAACACUCUGGGUGCUGAUGCCAUGGCAACGGGCCACUACGCCAGGACGUCGCAGGAAGACGAAGAGGUGUUCCAACAGACGCACGUGGCGCCGUCGUCCUCUCUCUUCAGAGAUCGAUUUGAGAUUAGAAAUCCGGUGAGGUUGUACCAAGGAGCAGAUCUCUUCAAAGACCAAACCUUCUUCCUCAGUCAGAUCUCCCAGGAUGCCUUGAGACAAACCAUGUUCCCACUGGCGGGACUCACCAAAGACUUUGUGAAAAAGAUUGCUGCUGAGGCCGGGUUUCACCAUGUGUUGAAGAAGAAAGAGAGUAUGGGCAUCUGCUUCAUUGGAGAGAGAAACUUUGAAAACUUUAUUUUGGAGUAUCUGGAGCCUAAACCAGGGAACCUUGUCUCCAUUGAGGACGGGGCUGUCAAGGGAACACACAAAGGCUGGUUCACCUUGACUCUGGGUCAGAGGGCGAGAAUUGGAGGACAGAAACACCCCUGGUUUGUGGUGGAUAAAGACAUCGCUACUGGAGAUGUGUUUGUGGCUCCGACUACCAAUCACUCGGCUCUUUUCCGGGACACAAUGCGGACGGACCGCUUCCACUGGUUAACAGUCGACCCGCCUCCUGAACUAGUCAAGAUCCAGAUGAUGGAGUGUCAUUUCCGCUUCAACCACCAGAUGCCGCUCAUUCCCUGUACGGUGACACUGAACAUGAACGGCUCUGUGUGGAUCUCACUCUCCCAGCCAGUCAGAGCUCUGACGCCUGGACAGUUUGCUGUGCUGUACAAAGGAGAUGAGUGUCUGGGCAGUGGGAAGAUCAUGCAACUGGGGCCCAGCGAAUACACACUCCAGCAGGGCAGAGAACGGUGGGAAGCAGCCACGCAGCAGAAGGAGGACCAGAAGAGCCCUGAACCAGCCAGCUGAGAUGAGCUCGCAGCCCAGAUACGGUGGAAAUGAGCUCUGUCCGGUACAUUAGGUAGAGCACACUGUUCAUGAAGAUAAGCUGUCUCACAGGUGAUUGUUGUUAAAUGCCCAGCUUCGACACAUCAACAGUAAUAUUGAUAAAACAAGGAUAAAAGGGUUGAUUUCAGUACUGUUUUUUGACACUAAGAGGUUACCUGCUUGCUGCUCAGAUUAACCAUCUGCAUCCAAGCCAAAGGGUGUUUUGGAGACUAGAUGUAAUAUAUAUAUAUAUACAUAUAUAUAUAUAUAUUUUUAAUGAGGACCUAUUAUGGUUUUGGGCCUUUUCCCUUUCCUUCAGUGUGUUAUAUAGUUUUUUGUGCAUGUAAAAGGUCUGCAAAGCCCAAUGUCAAGAAGGUACUCUGCUCCUGAACUGCCUGAAACGCCUCGCUUGAAGUCCCGCCUUUUCUUCCAUAACGUGGUGAUGUCACCAUGUAACACAUUUGCAUAAUACCUGGCACACGGCGGAAGUUUCAGUUGGUCGCAAUCUGCAACCUCGCCGCUACAUGCCGCCAAUACUUGACCUGGUAUUGAAGAAGUGUUGGGUGUAUUUUCAUUUGCCGGUA
This is a messenger RNA of Sebastes umbrosus (honeycomb rockfish), 1998 nucleotides long. RefSeq names its product tRNA 5-methylaminomethyl-2-thiouridylate methyltransferase (gene trmu). Gene Ontology annotation, biological process: tRNA wobble position uridine thiolation. NCBI's taxonomy places the organism in Eukaryota, Metazoa, Chordata, Actinopteri, Perciformes, Sebastidae. Gene Ontology annotation, molecular function: sulfurtransferase activity. The transcript is spliced from 11 exons. Bases 143 to 1396 code for a protein of 417 amino acids. Gene Ontology annotation, cellular component: mitochondrion. The record is from RefSeq and is a predicted model, not a curated record.